CCACCGCCUGCAACAACAACAAAAAAACCCUAAUUCCCUUUCGAUUUCAAUCUGUGUUUUCCUUCAAAUCAAUCUGUUUUUCAUCAGAUCUGGUCAUUAUUGUUCGAUUUCUUCGGUCAAUUUUGAUUGUUAGGGUUUGAUUUUGAUUUUUAGGGUUCGAUUUUUUUUUCAAUUCUUGGGUUUUCUUUGAAACCCUAGCUUCGAUAUCAUCGAAGAAAUCGGAGAUCUUUCAUAAAGUUUGUUUUUUUCCUUCUGGGUUUCGAUGAAUACAUCUGGGUUUCAAAUCUUUUGAAGUUUUAUUAGAUAUAGGGUAGGGGUACGUAUAAUCGUAUGUGUAUGGCUUCAGGAAUAACGUUAGAUGCGGAUAAGAUUAAUAAAGAAAAAAGAAAGUGGGAACCUGGCAAUAAAGUUUAUACAAGAAGACCCAAAAAAGUAUUAAUUACCGCCACCGAAACCGAUGCCGCCGUAGCCGUCCCGGUUGUCGAGGCGAAUAACGAUGAAACCCGCCCGGAGAUAUCGAAAGAUUUACCCGGGGUAGGUUUACGGAACGGAGAGGUGGAGAGAGAGACGGUGAAUAGAGUUGUUAGACCGUUUGUUAGCCGAGUCGAUAAUAGGGUAAAGAUUUGUUUAGUAGCUACUACUCCUAAAAAUGAGAUUAAGGGGCUUGAGGAGAAGUUGAAAGGGGAGUUGGAACAAGUUAGGGGCUUAGUUAAAAGGCUUGAGGAUAAAGAAACCGAGAUUGCUCAUCAUUCGACGGUUUUAGGUACUACUUCUAAUAAUAAUAAUAAUGAUGGGAGUUAUAGUCAGUUACAGGGUUUGCAGUAUCCGACGGUUUUAGGUACUACUAAUAAUAAUAAUGAUGGGAGUUAUAGUCAGUUACAGGGGUUGCAGUAUGCGGGUGAUGUUACGACAGAUGGGAGAUCGUUGCUUAGGGAUAAUUCGGAAAUGGCGACAGAUUACAUGGAUAGAAGGGCUUUAACUAGGGUUUAUUCUGAGAUGGGUUCGGGAACAGAUAGGAGAGCGUUAACGAGAGUUAAUUCUGAGAUGGUGUCGGUUCCAAAUCAAGAUAUGAAUAGGCUUAGACAGCUGAGUGUAUCUGUUGGUGGUGAUUAUGCUGAGAAAGAGAAGAGGACGCCGAAGGCUAAUCAGUAUUAUCAGAAUUCUGAUUUCCUUCUUGGAAAAGAUAGAUUACCUCCUGAGAGUAACAAGAAGCCAAAGCUUAAUGGAGCCAGUAAGUCGGAAUACUCUGUUGCUCUUGAACGACACAAGAAACAGGCGUUUAGGAGUUGUAAUACUUUGCUUCAGAGGUUGAUGAAGCACAAAAAUGGUUGGGUGUUCAAUGAGCCUGUUAAUGCAAAAUUACUCGGACUUCAUGAUUAUCAUGAUUUUAUUAAACAUCCAAUGGAUUUGGGAACGGUCAAGAGUCGGUUAUCUCAGAACUUUUACAAGACGCCUGUUGAAUUUGCAGAGGAUGUGAGACUCACGUUUCGUAAUGCUAUGACGUAUAAUCCUAGAGGGCAUGAUGUCCAUGCUAUGGCCGAGCAGCUAUUAAAUAUAUUUGAAGAAAGAUGGGCAGUGAUCGAGUAUGACUGGAGGAAUGGAGCAUUUCAUGAUGCAGGCAUGCCUACUCCAACUUCAGGAAAGGUUACUAAUCAUAGGACUUUUGAUAGGUCACAGUCUAUGGCUUUGCCUUUCAUGGCUAGGCCGAAGCCUGCCACGUUUGCCCCGGUGACUAGGACUCCGGUCCCAAAGAAACCAAAAGCUAAGGAUCCCAAUAAGAGAGACAUGACCUAUGAUGAGAAGCAAAAGCUCAGUGCAAAUCUCCAGAACUUGCCUUCGGAAAAGCUUGAUAACAUCGUGCAGAUCAUUAAGAAAAGUAAUACCUCGCUUUCCCAAAAUGAUGAAGAGAUCGAAGUUGACAUCGACAGUAUUGAUGUUGAAACUCUAUGGGAACUUGAUAGGUUUGUUACCAAUUACAAAAAGAAUUUGAGCAAGCAUAAAAGGAGAGCUGAACUCUCUCAACAGGCAAGAGAACUAGCUGUAAAUACUAAUCCACCGGUGCUUGAGAACCCUACAGCUCUCAUACCAGAGGUACCAAUACAGAAGAGAGCAGCAGAUGAGAAGAUUCCUGCUACUGGUCCACCCAACCAAGGGGAGAACCGUGGGGAUAAUGUCAGUAGGUCAAGUAGUUCAAGCAGUUCAAGUAGCGACUCUGGAACCUCUUCAAGCGAUUCAGACAGCGACAGUUCAUCUUCAGAUGAGGGGCACUCACCUAGGACUUGAAAGGAGCAGCAAACUGAGUUAGAUUGCAGAGCACACUACAUAAAUAUUAUUGCAGUUUUUCAGUAUAAUGAUGCUAUCGUGUGAAAUUUCAAAAAUGCUUUUGAUGUGCCAUAUAUGUGUGCAUGAUGGCUGAACGAGAGCAUUAUUUUCAGGAGUUUCAACUGCAAAGUGCUCGGGAUUUUUGGAAGGUGAAUUGAUGCUGCACAUUUUGAUUGGAAUAUGUUUGGUAUGUUGAUGCGGUGGAACUUGCUAGGUAUUUAGGGUGUAUGAAAUAGAUUCUUUUAGGGAUAUGGGAACUCCUUGAUGUAGCAAAUGUAGGUUACCAAAAUUUGCUACCAGUUUUAGUCAUGAGGUGCCCGUGCUAGGUUUUGAGUUAUGUUCUUGGUUCAAUUUGAAUAGGGUAGACCAAAUGCCAGAUUGUUUUCAUAAGUUGGAUAAGUGCUGUUUUGCUUUCAUUAUAAGUCGUUAAAUUCUUUGUAACGCUUAUGAAAUUAUGUCAAAUGAAAAAUGUAGGUAGCUUGUACAGUUA
Messenger RNA from Erigeron canadensis, 2812 nucleotides. RefSeq names its product transcription factor GTE3, chloroplastic-like. The record is from RefSeq and is a predicted model, not a curated record. Gene Ontology annotation, molecular function: protein binding. NCBI's taxonomy places the organism in Eukaryota, Viridiplantae, Streptophyta, Magnoliopsida, Asterales, Asteraceae. The transcript has 5 exons. The coding region runs from base 331 to 2283 and encodes 650 amino acids.